AUGGCGUACAGUGCUGCUCUAGAGGAGGCGAAUCAACCGAUCUCACCUCCCGAGGCGACGGUACGCAAUCGGCUACCUACCCUCUUUGAGGUGCUCUGCCGUCGUACACAUCCUCCCGUCGACCUGUUCUCCUUCUACAUUUAUAUGCGAGACCAGCAACGUUCCGUUGAUUACUUGGAUUUCUGGUUGGACGUAGCCCAGCAUAUGUCGCUCUGUCGUCACUACGUUCGCGAACUUAGGCGGUCCGUUCUUGUGGGCACACCCGACCUGGAGACGGAGGAAUCUAAGCGAUCUUCCAGAAUCCUCGAAGCUAUGGGCGAUCUGUCAGGUCCUGCAAGAUUUAACGAUGAGCAAGGAAGAGAUAGAGAUGCUCAGAUUUCCACUUAUUUGCGUGAGCAACCCGCGCCCGGUGGCAUCCACGAUUCCCCGGUUAGCAGCCUGGAACGAAGAGCCCGAGCUAGCACCCAGCUUAGUUCCGGCACGCCGCAUCACAUCACCGAUUCCAAUUCGCCCGAGCAUAGCGUGGCCCGACGUGAUAUCCGAGCGUCUGCGGAAAAGAUUCUCUACACGUUCCUGCUCCCCGGCGCUGAACGUGAGAUCACCUUAGAUGGUUCGAUUGCGGCAGAGAUUACCCAAGCUAUCGAGGAAGACAACCGUGACGAUCCCGAGCUUUUCGACGUCGCUAAGGACUACGUAUUUCAAGCGAUGGAGCGUGAUGCGUUUCCGGGCUUCCUCCGUGCUCGUGCCUUUGGCAACCUGGUCCCUCCUACUCUCAUUGCGAGACUGAUUAUUGGUCUUAUCGCUCUGUUUGGAGCUUUCUGGACAGGAUUCAACCUAAUCUUUCUCGACCGUUCCCGCCUAGAACGAUGCUGGGAAAUUCUGCCAUUUACUAUUGGCGUCUACUUUCUCGCAUCAUAUCAGUACUCUCUGGAUCCUAUCAUGGCACUUGCCGGCUUUAGCGAGUUGACGCCGCUACAGUUCACCCGCAUUAGAGAGCCGUAUGUUCGCAAGCUGCUGAUCCAGCGUUCCCUCGUGGUCCUAGCCGUGACAGCAAUAGUUGACGCAGCACUUUGCGUGCUGUUUAUCUUCGUACCCGGUCACAGGCUAUAA
Messenger RNA from Daldinia caldariorum, 1110 nucleotides. Its product is annotated as regulator of G protein signaling superfamily. Gene Ontology annotation, cellular component: plasma membrane. Lineage: Eukaryota; Fungi; Ascomycota; Sordariomycetes; Xylariales; Hypoxylaceae. The transcript has 3 exons. Gene Ontology annotation, biological process: intracellular protein localization. The coding region runs from base 1 to 1110 and encodes 369 amino acids. The record is from RefSeq and is a predicted model, not a curated record.